AUGUCUGUCAGACGUCGAAGCUCUUUGCCCAGUCCUAAUAGAUUAUUUCAUCCUUCUCAUACAAGUAGACUUAAAAGCUUUGAAUAUGAAGAUUAUUUGACUGAAGUGAGCAAAGUGGGACUAAGAUAUGUGAACUCAGCACUUCGAAGUGUGGCUUCAAGUCCACGAAGUCAAACGCCUAACUUAUCAAGUGAUGUUAGCCUCUCGGAAUCAGAGAAUUCUGUUCUUCAAUAUUUAAAAGACUUUGGAAAAUCUAAAAUAUAUCGAGAAGCUAAUUAUCCGCGAACUUCUACCAAUAAUGAUGAAAAAAGGAGGUCAGCAGUUACAUCUUCAGGAAAAGAACAAUUCAUAGGAGAAGAAGAAGACAAUAGACCAGAAAUUAGUGAAUCUAAGCCAAGAUAUUCAGUUGAUCACUCAAUUGCAACCGGAAAAAAACAAAGAGGGUCAAGUGAACCAAAAAAACGAUCGAUCGUUAGAACAUUAAAUGUAGAUGAACGUCCACAAUCAGACACACAGAGAGCACAAAGAAAAUCUAUCGAACCAAUGGUGAUGAGAUCGUUUGAGCCACCAAAAAUGGUUAGACCUUCUCUAAUAAAUAAAACAGAAUAG
Molecule: messenger RNA, 609 nt
Organism: Heterobilharzia americana
Lineage: Eukaryota; Metazoa; Platyhelminthes; Trematoda; Strigeidida; Schistosomatidae
Source: the annotation of a GenBank genome assembly